Molecule: messenger RNA, 2244 nt
Organism: Raphanus sativus (radish)
Lineage: Eukaryota; Viridiplantae; Streptophyta; Magnoliopsida; Brassicales; Brassicaceae
Product: RNA-binding KH domain-containing protein RCF3
Exons: 6
Coding region: 133-1998 (621 amino acids)
Biological process (GO): regulation of gene expression
Cellular component (GO): nucleus; cytoplasm
Molecular function (GO): mRNA binding
Source: RefSeq, a predicted model, not a curated record
UAGUGAUCUUUAAGACAUUCACAUAAACGAAACUGAAACAUAGUGUUUGCUGUUCCCGCUUUUGUCACUUGUAAGGGAAAAAAAAGAACACACUCUUACGAGAGAAGCCAAAAGAGUCCUCCUUUCUCCGCCAUGAACAACCGUCGCGGAACAACAACAACAAAAUCCACCGCGCCAAAUCAUAAUCGACGCUCACAGCGACGUCAGGUGAUCCACGUGCUACCGGACGAGACGGCCUUACGAGUCGUCUGCCACGCGUCGGUAAUCGGCGGCAUAAUCGGAUCAAACGGCAGCGUCGUCUCGAAGCUCCGCCGCGACACCGGCGCCAAAAUCCACUGCGAGACUCCGGCCACCGCCAACGGCUCCGAGCACUGGGUCGUGUUCAUCGUCGGCUCGACCGCCGUCGACAAGAGCUUCCUUCUGACGGACAGAGUCGGAGACUGCUACUCCUCCGGCGAAGAGGGCGAGGGAUGGGUGACAUGCGAUGUCUCCGCCGCGCAGACGGCGCUGAUUAGGGUUUUGGAGAGGUCGUGGGCGGUUCUCGCGGAGAAGGAUAGCGGCGGCGUCGUGGAGGGGGAUGAUGGUAAAGAGGCUUAUUGUGGGUUGCUAGCUGAUCGGAGUCAGAUUGGUGCUGUGAUGGGGUUGGGUGGGAAGAAUGUGGAGUGGAUGAGGAGAAACUCCGGCGCUAUGAUUAGGGUUUUGCCUCCUCCGCUUUGUGGGGCUAGCAGUGAUGAACUGAUUCAGAUUACAGGCGAUGUCUUAGCUGUGAAGAAAGCACUGGUUAUGGUAUCAACAUUCCUUCAAAACUCUCCACCUCUCAAUGGCUACCCACCUCCACUUUGCAAAGCUUACGAGUCUUCUUCUUCUUCUACCAACGGAAACUCAGAGGAUCCCCAUUCUGAGUUUUUCCCGGACCUGCGUUCUUCUUCUUCGUUGCCUAACAAUGCUUCAGAAGCUGCUGCUGCAUCUACUAGUCGUUCACCAUCAUUAGGAAACAGUUUUCAGGGUGGUUCCAAAGAUACAGAUAAGAAGGUUGUGUUUAAAAUAAUCUGCACGAGUGUUGCAGCUGGGGGCAUCAUUGGGAAACAAGGAACUAUCAUCAGAGCUCUGCAGAACGAAACAGGUGCUUCUAUUUCGUUUGGUGCUCCGUUGAAAGCAUCCGGUGAACGACUUGUUACCAUCUCUGCACGUGAGAGCCUGGAGUCACGGUUCUCUCAGGCACAAAAAGCUCUGGUUCGUGUCUUUACAAGAUCUAUCGAGAUUGAUGUUGGAAAAGGUCUGUUUCCGGGUGCUCUAGUGAAAGCCAAGCUACUGGUACCGUCACAGUUUGCUAAUGACUUGAUUGGAAACAAAGAAGCAACUGAUGUUGAUGUACACAUCUCAGUAGGUGGACAGACUCUUGACUGUGUUUCAGAAAAUGAAAUGGUGAUAGAGAUUAUGGGAGAGUACAGGCAUGUACAGAAGGCGUUGUCUCAUGUUUCUUCUAAGUUAAGGGAGAACCUAUUGCCAACGAAGGACUUGGAAGAUAUGAGAGCUGCAUAUGAAAAUGGAGGAGCAAAUUAUAAUCUCUCGGUAUCAGAUGGUGAACAAGACGUGAAGAUGGUCAGAAGCGGUACAGAUGAUCAAUUGAUGCACACUGAGGUAGGUAAUGAAGUGAACGGCUUUACACCACCGAGCUUGCUGGAGAAUGGCCUGACACAGGGAUUGAAACAGCUUCACCUUUCUGACAAUGGCGACGUCUCUUUUUCACCACCACGAAGUAAAGGUGUAUCUUUGAGAAACGUUACCUUGGAGCUAGCUGUGGAGAAGGAUGCUCUUGCUGCACUCUACGGAAGAGAUGGAGCCGGUCUAGAUAAUCUUCAACAGAUUUCAGGAGCUAGAGUGGAGGUGAAGGAUGAUGAUGCUACCGAAGUUGAAACAAUGGUCUUACUCUCUGGGAAUCCUGAGCAAACCCGUACAGCCAUGUCUUUGAUCGUUUCAAUCCUUGCUGAUCAUUGAUGUAAUACAGCAACACCACCAACAGACCAGAGAUAACACAUUCUAUUGUCGCGUUUUGCAGCUACUUUUUUUUUGUAAAUGGAGAUCAGUUGUUCUCCACUUUAUUUUUACACUAUUUCGGAAACCAUCAAGCUUUUUUGUUUUGUUUGAUCUCAUCUGCUUCAUGCUUGUAUCUAAAAGAACAAAACAUUUGCACUGUGCAAAACAUAUUACGGUUAAUAAAUUAAUGCUAUAGCGUCAAUAUCA